Rotaria sp. Silwood1 is the source of this 4011-nucleotide messenger RNA. The record is from the annotation of a GenBank genome assembly. Lineage: Eukaryota; Metazoa; Rotifera; Eurotatoria; Philodinida; Philodinidae.
AUGAAAUGCUCAAUGGAGACAACAGACGAAGGCAAUGUUUUUAAUAAAUUUAAAAUUGAAUUAAGAUUAUUAUGGGCGGAAUGCCAAGUCGAUAAUGAAUUGGAUUUUGACCGUGUGGCUCAACAGUUAUUCGAUGAUGAUUUGAAAGUUUUAGAAGAAAUAAAAGAAAAUGCAUUAGAGGAUAAGUUUUUGUAUUUUCAACAUGAACUUCUAGAAAGUGAAAGAUUUAAAGAAAUUUGGAAGGCUAAAAAUCUGCCAAAAUCAAAUCAUACUGAUCGUGCUUUUAUCGAAUUCAAGACGGUGAUAAUGAAAAUAUUUGAAACAGAAAAUAUUAAACCAAAUACAGUGGAUCUUGACUUACUUAUGCAACAACUGUAUCAAAAUGAAGAUCAGAACAUCGCUGAUCUUUUCAAAAAUAUUCUGAUUCCUAAAAAGAUUAAACAGCUUAUCACGAAAAUUCAAUCAAAUGAAGCGUUGAAGACUAUUUGGCCAUCAAAUAUGUUAAUUUUUGGUGAUAUUAAAAGUAUAUUUAAAAAGUAUAUUAACUUUGGCGAUAGCAAUGAGGAUGAAAUUAAAAAAAUUAUUUCUGAGUUGUAUGUCAAUGCUGAUAAUGGAAUGAAGCUAAUCGAAGAUAAAUGUUCAUCAGAAAAGUUCAGCAAAAUUAAAUCGGAACUUUAUGGAAAUGCAGAGAUUAGAAGUAAAAUAUUUCAUGAAAAGAAUCUUAUUAAAUUACCGAAUAUUGAUAAUAAAAACAACGUGGUAAUGUUAUCAUCUACUACAGUUCAUUCGGCACAUGAGAAUGAACAAAAUAAGAAAUUUGAAACUAUCAGAGAACUUCAAGAGAUAAUGUUUGGUAGAGAAGAUAAUUAUCCAGAUCAAUUAUUUACAGAAAUACUACCACUAAAUUAUCAUAGUUUAGGAGAAACUAUUAAAAACAGCCUUAACAAAAUGUCAAUGCUAGACAUGAUGUUACCGUAUGUGUUAAAUAAAUUGAAGAAAGGUAUUGCUUUAUCAGAAAUUUGCGAAUUAGAAAUAUUCUGGGAUGAAGUAUCACCAUUAUUUGGAAUGGAUUAUAAAACCAUAUUUAUAUGCAUGAUUGAACGAUAUAAACGUUAUCAACUUGAUAUUGUCGCUUUGAUAAAAAAGCUUGGUAUUGCUUUACCAUUUGCCUACAGAUGGGUUGUUAAUCAGAAAUUAAUUUUCAAGAUUCCUCUUCGAGCUUAUUCAUAUUCUUUAGAUAUCGAUUGUCCUAUGGUAAUUUCAUUAGGUUCUGGUUGCAUCGGUAAAAGCACACUAUUAAACAAGAUUUAUAGUGCACAAUUCAUUACAAACAGAGCUGGGAAAAUCACUGGUGGAAUUGAUGUCAUAUUUUCAACACCAGAAUUUGCAUGUGGUUUUACCAUAUUUGAUAUUCAUGAUGAUGCAUACGAGCAAGAGGCUCUUCUAGAAGUAUUUUUUAAAAUGAUCCCGAUUGAAAACUGUUGGAUACUUCUUCAAAGUACAUCAGCUGAUGAAAAGAAUAAGAUAAUUGAAAAGUUGAAAUUGUUUGGUACAACAAAUGGUCAAAUUAUUUGGAUUGUUAGAGAUUGUAAAGAAUCAACAUAUCAGUCAACACAAACAUUAAAAGACAAUAGUCAAAUUCAGGUUUUAUCCAUUCGUAAGAUUGAAGAGAAUAAUCCUCAAUUCAAUGCAAAUUUGGCAGUUUUAAGAGAAAAACUGUUCAAAUCAACUGGUAUUGGUCAUAACUCUAGAAAGCCAAAUGAGAUUAACUUACGAAAAGAAAGCGAUAAUCUUUAUCGUGAAAUCGAAACCCGUCUAGGUCAACAACAACUCCCUGGCAUUCAUAUUGAUAUGCAAGAUGAGUCUGUAGGAAAAUGCUCUAUUUGGACUGAUGAGUAUUUAAGAAGUACCGACGGUAUUAUGGAUAAUCUGCAAGCACAUUUAUUUAAACACGUUGAAUUCAAUAAAUUAAUACAAGCUGAAGAAAAAAAGAAGGCUGGACUUUCGGGCACAGAUUCUCAAACGAAACAAACUGAAAUUACAAAAAUCGACCAGGCAAAAAUUCACUUUUCUGACAAGAAAGCAUCAACCAAACCAAGCACAUUAGUAAAAAUAUUUACUACACGUCCAAUUAUUAUAUUUAUUCUGAGAAAUAUGAUGGAUUUAAAUGUUAAUAAACAACGAGAAAUGAUUGAUACUGUCAAAAAAGAAUUAAAAGAAGUCAGUGAAUUGAAUUUUGUAUACAAUAAAAGUGAAGAACUUUUUCAAAAAUCAACAACAAACACAAAAUUUGCUAAGCUAAGCCAAGAAUUAACCGAAAGAAUAUUUUCUGAAGCCAAAGCACCGGAUCCAAGGUUCAAAAGUCUUAGUGAUUGGGUUAAACAAGCAUCGGAAAUUUGGAAAACAAUUGACUUAUAUAAUGAUAUAAUUAUGAUUGAAUCGAUUAAAGAAAUCAAUGAAAGGAAAGAACUUAGUGAUAUUGUUACUAAAAUCAUGGAAACGCUCAUUGAACCUAGCGAUGAACAGACAAGUUAUCGUUCAAAACUCGAAACAAUACUGACUCAACAAGAAAAGCUUAUUAAUAAUUCAUCACCUGUUGAUUCAGAUGUUGAACAGCGAUUUGAAAAUGAGACUAAAAUAUUUCAAGAAAAAGUUAAAAAUAAUUUCGAAAACCAAAUUAAAUCAAAAUCGUAUGCAGUAAAAUUAACGAAUGAAUACAAGGAUAGACUUUUAUCUGCUAUCACAACAAGUAAAACGCAAGCACUUCAAAAGUUUAAAGCAAUUGCAGAAAAAGGUAAACUAAAAUAUAAAAUUGAUGUCGCUCUAUCGCAAUUGCAAAACCGUAGCGAAAAACAAAUUCUUGACUGGCAAAAAGCUGAACAAAAUACCUCUACUGAGCACAAAACACAUCUAAAAAUAAAAAUAAUUAAAGAAUUUGAAGAAGUAAUGAAAAAGACUAUUUCUGAUACAGUAAAAGAAAUGAAUACAAGUAAAAAGACUCACGAACAAUGGGAAAAUUUCGUUAUGGAACAGAUCAAAUCAGCACAUGGAACAAUACCGGACAACAAAAAUAAUCUUAAAUUCAACUUAACUGCUGAUGUUCUAAAAGAAAAGGAUAAAAUCAAAGCUGCAAACCAACAGAAAGCUUUAGGAUGCAUUGAACAAUGCCCUUAUUGUGGAUGUAAAUGCACAGAAAUCGUCAACAGCCACGAUGCACAUCAUUCUAAUAAUCAUCGGCUAAUGGCAUUCAAUGGAUCAUUUGAAAAAACUACAAAUGGUAAAAAAGGCUUUGUUUUUGAUUUGUGUAACAGUGAAAAUACAAUAAAACAUAGUCGAUGGAAAGAAAAUUCACAAAGUCAAUUGACAAUUCGUGAUAGUAAAGUAAUAAGAGAAAGAAUGAAUGAAUAUUCUGUUGGCGAAGGAGAUGUGACAAUAACAUUGGCUUGGUUCGACAGCAAUGAUUUAGAUUUACAUGUAACUUGUCCCUGUGGAACUGAACUGUAUUUUAGAAACCCAAAGUGUCAUGAUUGUGGAGGAUAUCUAGACUUGGAUAUGAAUGUUUGCUUUCAUGAUGGUUCGUGUCCUGAUAAAAAGUGCUCAUCCACUAAACCAGCAGAAAAUGUAUUCUUCAAACCAGCUAAAAAAGGCGUAUACCAGGUAUCUGUGAAUUACUUUAGUGGUCCUAAAGGCAAAGCUGGUAGAUCUUCGAAAUUUCAAGUCAGAAUACAAACUCAUGCAAAUAAUAACAUUCAAACAUUUGAAGGUUGUGUUGAAGCUGAUGGUGAAAGAUGCCAUGUUAAAGUGGGGGAUUAUGAACAUAGCGACAGUAUUAAUUUUCUUGAACAUGUCAAAAAGAACUUCCCGUCUUGGAGCAAUAUUCAACCGGUUAAUGAUCAUAAAUGGGAAACUGUAUUGAAGAAAGCUUGGUGGCAAGUGGCUUCGAAAAUGAGCCAAUUCUAUGGAUAUGAAAAUAAUACACCAAACGAGUUCAAUAAUCUUCAAUACAAAUAA